AGCUUGUGAGGAGAGUGAGAGGGAAGUACAUCUGGUGCAGCUUCAUCCUCCUCCUCCUCCUCCUCCUCUUCCCAACGACCAACAACCGAGAUAAUCCAGCUAAUAUCAGCUGGAUCAGAUAAAGGAGCAGCAGUCGGACUGUUCUCCGUCAGCAGGCCGGUUCGGUUCGGUCACAUUUAACCAGAAUCCUCCAGAACCUCCGGCGGCUUGUUAGCGGAAGAAAAGCUGAAUAACAAGAUGAAGAUGAACGCGACCGAGCUGAAUCCCGCGCUGGCUGAGUACGACUUCGAGCAAAGGUUCGACGAAAAACGAGCCCUGGAAUGGAUGCAGGAGAACUGGAGCAUUGGGUUCAUGUUCUGUGGCCUGUAUGCUGCGUUCGUGUUCGGCGGUCAGCACUUCAUGAGGGAACGGCCGAAGCUGAACCUGCGACGCCCGUUAGUGCUGUGGUCACUCAGCCUGGCCAUCUUCAGCAUAAUAGGAGCUCUGAGGACUGGACUGUACAUGAUGCACGUCCUCACAAACAGCGGCUUCAGACAGUCGGUGUGUGACAUCAGUUUCUACAGCGCCCCCGUCAGCAAGUUCUGGGCCUACGCCUUUGUUCUUAGCAAAGCCCCCGAGCUGGGUGACACGGUGUUCAUCGUCCUCCGGAAGCAGCGCCUCAUCUUCCUGCACUGGUACCACCACAUCACCGUGCUGCUCUACUCCUGGUACUCCUACAAGGACCAGGUGGCGGGCGGCGGGUGGUUCAUGACCAUGAACUACGUGGUCCACUCUCUCAUGUACACGUACUACGCGGCGCGGGCGGCCGGCCUGCGGGUUCCCCGUCCCUGCGCCAUGAUCAUCACGGCCUCCCAGAUCCUGCAGAUGGUGAUGGGCCUGGCCGUCCUGGGCCUGGUGUACCGCUGGAUGCACGAGGUGCGCUGCCCGUCCCAGAUGGACAACAUCGCGUGGGGCUCUCUCAUGUACCUCAGCUACUUGGUCCUCUUUGCCUCGUUCUUCUACAACACCUACCUCAGAGGCUCCUCUGGCGACAAAGGGUCCAAGGCAGAGUAGUGCUGUCGAAGUGUGCCAUACGUAGAAACGACCGACCGUGAGAUGCCGUGAAUGUGUGAGUCACAACCAGGUCCUCCUCUUUUUAACGACAUUCUCACUUGACUUUUUAUAGGCAUCCGUAGCUCGACGCAGUGAUACAUCCGUGGAUUUAGAGCGGUAGGAAGGAGGAGGCCUGCUCAGACUCAGACAGGAGCACAGUAUGGAGAUGGAGGAAUACCACUAACAUAGUUCUCACCUCGUUUAUAUUAUUAUUGCCUCUGUGACUUAGACUCUUGGCCAGUAUCAAAAAUAAAACAGCCACAUGUUUGUCAGAGGUGGUUAACAGAUGUUUGUAUGUUGUAAUGACAAAGUGAUCAUCCUUGAUGUACACGGAAAAGCUCUGAAGUA
Molecule: messenger RNA, 1440 nt
Organism: Sebastes umbrosus (honeycomb rockfish)
Lineage: Eukaryota; Metazoa; Chordata; Actinopteri; Perciformes; Sebastidae
Product: elongation of very long chain fatty acids protein 6-like
Exons: 4
Coding region: 238-1053 (271 amino acids)
Biological process (GO): fatty acid elongation, polyunsaturated fatty acid; fatty acid elongation, monounsaturated fatty acid; sphingolipid biosynthetic process
Cellular component (GO): endoplasmic reticulum; endoplasmic reticulum membrane
Molecular function (GO): fatty acid elongase activity
Source: RefSeq, a predicted model, not a curated record